Messenger RNA from Phycodurus eques (leafy seadragon), 2936 nucleotides. RefSeq names its product glyoxylate reductase/hydroxypyruvate reductase a (gene grhpra). Lineage: Eukaryota; Metazoa; Chordata; Actinopteri; Syngnathiformes; Syngnathidae. Gene Ontology annotation, molecular function: hydroxypyruvate reductase [NAD(P)H] activity; hydroxypyruvate reductase (NADH) activity; NAD binding. Gene Ontology annotation, cellular component: cytosol. The coding region runs from base 1588 to 2574 and encodes 328 amino acids. The record is from RefSeq and is a predicted model, not a curated record. The transcript is spliced from 10 exons.
GAAAAAAAUAAGCAGAGGACUGGGCAGGAGCUAGAUGAACGAUGGAUAAUUGGAGGAGACAAAAAGGAAAAAAGAAGAGAACACAAGUUAAGUAGCAGCAUGAUAAGCAUCUACGAUAAAAUGUGCAGAAAUGGGACUUGGACGCAAAGGCUCACUUGCUAAGACAAAUCACAUUUGGCUGUUUAGAUGAAUGAUAUUUGUUUAAAGAUGGAUGAAUGCAAGAAAGAUGAUAUAGUCUUGAGACAAAAGCUGAUGGCACAGCGAGCAUUUCGACAGACAGGGAGUGACCUGCUGUAAUGACUAUCAAGAAGCUGAGUGAUGAAUUCACAAAAUAUCUGCGGAAUGUUUUCUCCGUGAACCUAUUCGAGCCUAUGAAAACAAAGCAUUGUUAUUGCACUGUUAUGGUGUCCUGUUGUCCUGGAGCAGACUGAUGUUGGUGCUCUAAAUACAUAUCUAUUUAUUGGUAACGCAGAUCUUAUGUGAAGGCACGAUGCUAAAAGAUUCGCUUGACUGCCGACGACAAAGUGUGGUGAUGACUCACGGGAACAGCACUGAUGGAGGGGAGCCUAUGCAGAGUCAACAGAGCCAUUGCGAAGAGCAGGUGUCUCGCCACUCAGUGUACUGCUGGGCCGCUGCUGGCAAGCUCAGACAAGUUUUGCAGCUUCCUCGGGCCAAAAGUGCGCAGGGACAGGCACCCGUAUAAUCUUUCCUCUGACAAGACACAUGAGUAAAUACUGUACAUCAGCUGACCCUAAAUAAUAUAACCGGUUCUCUUUCAUUGUGUUCUGUGAUAUUGAAUAAAUGCAUCAACCGUAGGAGUACGGUAUUUUAUUCCAUUGGAUGGAUGGGUGUAGGAUUAUUGUUUUUUAUUGACCGUUUUGACAGUGUUGUCUUUUCAUUUUGCGUUAUAUAAAAACAAUAAAAAAUAUAGUGGAUAAAGAAGUGCCUGAGGCAACACUAGUCAUUCCCAUCUUUAGAUUGACAUCAAACAACAUGAAAUGGUGCAUAAUUAAUAAUACAAUUAGUUUUAUAUACUGUUUAUAGGGCGUUACUAUAAAAAAAACACUACACAUUGGUUUCAUAAUGUUUAUGGGUGCUUGCACAAAAAAAGCACCAAGAGACUACCAAAAAAAACAAAAAAAACGAUGAAGUCACAUUUGGUUGUGGUUUAUUCCCGGCUGACUUGCUCGUUACAAACACUGCAUCCCUUGUUUAUGUUAGCCUGUUGCAGCUAACGGUAGUUCACGCUUCAAAUGAGCAGCUCCCUCAACAACAACAACAAACGAAGAAAAACACAAGCAAACUUACGUUUGCAAGACGGGGUCGCUGCACCUAUUUCUCGUCUGCUCGAGGAGGAAUUGACAGACUCGGGACACACUGACGGCGGCAGGCGGUCGUGUUCGCUACUCCAGUAGUGUAGUCAUGCGCACAUUACGUACGUAAACGACCAUGUGGAAUGUCCAGGGCUACGCAAGAAAUACAACCGGUAUGGAAUGCUACUAAUACCAACGAACACGUUUACAAAAUAUGAAAUGCGAUAAAUAAUAAACAUGAACGGGGACUUCAUUCACAUUCUGGUUGAGUCGGAUGAAUGCAGUUGAGAAACCUAUGAAGGUCUUCGUGACGCGGCAGAUCCCACCCGAGGGGAUGAAGAUCCUGUCAACGUCUGGAGUGUGUGAAGUGUGUCUUUGGGACUCAGACGACCCUGUGCCACGAGCAGAGCUUCUCAAAGGUGUGCAGGGGGCCCACGGUCUCCUGUGUCUGCUGUCAGAUCAAAUCGAUGCUGAGGUUCUACAUGCUGCAGGACCCAACCUGAAAGUAAUCAGCACUUUUUCCGUGGGAUAUGACCACUUGGCCCUUGAUGAAAUCAAGAAACGUGGCAUACGGAUCGGCUACACUCCCGACGUCCUGACUGACGCCACAGCUGAACUGACUGUUGCUCUUCUGCUGGCCACAGCUCGCAGACUACCUGAGGCAGUGGAGGAAGUGAAAAAUGGUGGCUGGAGUUCCUGGACACCACUCUGGAUGUGUGGAUACGGUCUUUCAGGUAGUACCGUUGGCGUCAUUGGACUGGGACGUAUUGGGAUGGCCAUUGCUCGGCGCCUCAUGCCAUUUGGAGUGAAACGGCUGCUCUACUCUGGGAGAACAGCCAAAGCUGAAGCUGCUGAGCUCAAUGGAGAGUUUGUUCCUCUGGACACACUCGUGACUGAGAGUGACUUCAUUGUUGUUUCGUGCUCGCUGACGCCAGAGACCCAGGGCCUGUGCAAUAAGGCCUUCUUCAGCAAGAUGAAGAACACUGCUGUCUUCAUCAACACAAGCAGGGGGGCUGUAGUGAAUCAGGAGGACCUGUACGAGGCUCUGACCGGUGGACAAAUUGCCGCAGCUGGCCUGGAUGUAACAACACCUGAGCCACUACCGACAAACCACCCGCUUCUUACGCUCAAAAACUGUGUGGUUUCGCCGCACAUCGGCAGCGCCACCUACUCCACAAGAGGCGUCAUGGCUUCCUUGGCAGCCCGAAACCUGCUGGGGGGUUUACAGGGCACAGAAAUGCCCAGUGAACUCACCUUCUAGAACCUGAAACGGACCGGCCCGAUGCCUUUCAGCUUCAGGACGACACAGUGAAUACAUAUGACAUAAAUGUUGCAACCAGAGUAAAGAGAAACUGAAUUGCACUCUUUUGGAAAAUAAAUAAUUUCUUUGCGUAUGAUAUCUGUUAAAAACCCAGCAACAGCACUUUUUAAGAUAAUCUUUAACGAACUGUUGUAUUUAAACAUAUCCUAUAAAGAAUCAGUGAUUGGCUAUUUGUCUUUUUAAAAUUAAAUAAUUUCAUUUAUGCAGAAUCGUCUACAUUGAAUGCGAACGUUAAUUUCACUUGGUAUUGCACAAUAGUUCAUUUUCCUAAGAAUAAAAGGUACAUUUUGUUUAAAUUUAAA